This is a messenger RNA of Mus pahari (shrew mouse), 5588 nucleotides long. RefSeq names its product doublecortin domain containing 1 (gene Dcdc1). Lineage: Eukaryota; Metazoa; Chordata; Mammalia; Rodentia; Muridae. Gene Ontology annotation, biological process: intracellular signal transduction; regulation of mitotic cytokinesis. Gene Ontology annotation, molecular function: microtubule binding. The record is from RefSeq and is a predicted model, not a curated record.
AUGGCUCAAGCUAUGUGGGGCCACUUGCUUGAGAGUCAACAGGUGGUCAGUGUCUUCAUUUUCACUGACUCCCCUUCCCCGUCUCAGGACCUGAACCUUGCAGCUGGAGCUGGACUGAGGCAAACCCUGUACCUGUCUCACCACUGUGACUACACAUUCCUGUUGAUCUCAGUGCCACUCAUUGCCCUGGAAUACUGGGUCAUGAGUAGACAUCUUCCAGUUUUUCAGAGACAUGAAUUUAUGUCAAACUAGGAAACAGCAGUUAUUAAAACUACUGACGGUCGUUUGCAGCUUCAGUUUGGCCCCAGCCGACUUUUGCAUUCAGCGGCUUUAUCAGAAGGGUCAAGCCUUCAGGAUUGUUCUACACAUCAAACAGAUCACAGCCAGGAGGAACCAUCAAAUCCAGAUAGCUACAAAUCCAAGAGUAAAAACAAUUCUUGUUUUAUGUUAGCAUCCAAGAGAAACAGAGCUGUCAGUGUGCCAGUGGGUCAGCUGAGAGUAUCAGAGUCCUCUCUGAAAUUGAAGUCACCCCAUAAUUGCCAUGGAUUGUCUCAGAGAUAUAAACUUCAACCAGGAGUUAUUAGAGUAACAGCUUACAAAUAUGGAUCUGAAACAGCCUUUGCCAAAAUUUCUGUACCAACCUUUUUCUUCUAGUUGCUGGAAGAGUAUACAAACGAACUGAGUCUGAACAUGGCCGUACAAUGAGUCUUCUUGGCAGAUGGCACAAAAGUCCUCAAACCCGAAGAUUUACCCCAUGAAGCCAACGUUUAUGUUACAACAGGACAGCCCAUUUUAGAUCCAUUCAAAAAAAAAAAUUAAAGUAAACUGUUAAUGAAAAGCCUAACUUGGACAAUGCACGACGAGUUGAUGCCUCCCACUGAUGCUGAAAGACAGAAAACAAAGUCCGUUCUUUCCAGAAGGAUGAAGACACUCAGAAGAUGUCAGUGUGAAUUGUGGUCUUUAAGAAUGGCAUAGGGAAUAAUAAUAAAAAAAAAAAAGAAAAAAAAAAAGAAUGGCAUAGGGCAGGAUGGGCAUAGGAUUAUAGUGGGAAAGGAAACAAUGAGAAAGGUUUUAGGUGCAUGCACAAUGAAAAUUAAUCUAGAUUCACCAGACAGAUAUAUUUAUGAUAUGGAUGGUAGAAAAAAUGGCGAUAUCUCAAAAGGUAAGAAUCCUUCCCAAUGCCUGCAAAAUUCCAUCAGUCCUUUGAGGGGACCAUUUUGGGUCUCUAAGGGAGAAGGUUUCAGAUCCUUGGGGGCUAAGGUGCACAUCCAAGGAGUUCUUGGGGCCUUGUAUCAACGGUUAAAGUCUGCAAAAAAAAAAUUAUUACAAUUGAACCUUAUCGUGAAUGAAAAAGAAGCAAAGUCCCCAUAAAAGGUCAUUCUUUCCAUAACACAAGAGGAAUACAUUUAUAUAAGUGUUUACCCUAGUUGGAGGUGUGGACCUUUAAGAGCAGGGCCUAAAAAUGAGGUGAGCAUGCUGAUGGAUGGAUUGCAGACAGCUAUCAAAAGCAACAGAGGUCGUCUCACUAAGCUUGGCCCCCAAUUACAGGCUGAGCAGGAGCAGUUCUUUUUAUGUCUGCCAACACAUUAAAGCCUUCUAGAAAACAGUGUGGUCCCAGGGGGCCUGCACCUCAAGGUGCGUGGAAAUGGUAAAGAUAUGGGAGAGAUCUCUGUUUACACCCGUAGAAGAGAUUUAGAGUCUAAUAGCCAAUCUCAAAGUGACGAUAGAAUGCAAAGACUCCUUCUCAGAAUCCACCACCAGCAGCUUCAAAUUUCCUCCAUCAGAUCUCCACUCAAACCCUGUUUGGCUUUGACCUUUGCCCGAGUGACUGCUUUUGACAGAGAUGGUAUUACUGCUGUAUAUAAGAACUUUAUGGAUGCUGAUGCUGCUCCGCUAUUUGGAUGCGAUGAUAUAGUAACUUAUUGUUCUUGUUGGGAAAUUUGCGAGGGAUUGCCAGUGAACUUUGAAUGCACCAGCCAAAAGAUCCCUGAUUGGUUUGAAAAAGUGGCCUUGGAAAUUCACUUCCUACACAACAAGAUGGAUCCCAAUAUUGUCCAUUAUGCCUCUGUUUCCAUCAGAAAGUACUGUUCCUCAAGGAGCGAAGUCAACAGCAAGAAUCAGAGAGUGUCCUGGCCUUCAGGCAGCAUGUGGCUAAUCACCAAGGCUGGCAUGAUCCUGCACAGAGUGAUAACUCAGGACUGCCUGGCUGUUGGUCAUCCGGUCUGAGUUGAGACUACGCAAGGAACAUCACUAGAAGGACACGAUCUAUACAUUCUAUUUUUAUUUUGCCGACAUGAAGGAGAUGAGUCCCAGAAGUAGAUCUUUGGAACAGAUGGCAAUAUUUAUUCUAAGGCUUAUCCUCAGUUUGCCCUGACUUACCGAGAACUUAACUGCUCAGUGGAUGUGAGCCAGACAGAAGACAACAUUGCCCAUGGUCCCUGGACCACCGCUCAUCAAGAACACUGUCAGCUGCCAGAGCCCUCAGACACCUAGGUGGUACCAGAAGGCUCUCUUGAGGAGACAGGAAGGCUGCCAGUGCUGCUGCCGAGGAAGCUGGAAGGGAAAGAUCCUAGGGCUCCUGCUCAGAGGUAAGCCAUAAAACAUAAAAGGACCUGUAAGCCCAGCCAGUGGAAACACUCCAAAGUUGACAGUCCUCUGUAGAAUAAGCUUACAUACAUGUGGCCAGUCCUUCCCAGCCGCAAGCUUAAUGAGGAAUUUGACUGGCCAGUAGAAGGCCUAUUGGACACAAAGAGCUCUCCCAUGAAGAGGAUGAUAAGUAAGACUCCAGAUCUGUGUGCCCCUGUGCGACUCAGAGUUCUAAGGAAUGGAGAAAAGAAAAACAUCAGACCCCUGGUGAUUGGCCCAGACAUCUCACCUGGACGGAAAUCACAGUGCACUGCAAUUUUGAACUUACCUUCUGCUGCUCGGAGACUUUUCAGUGAAAAGGGGAAGGAACUUUUUUCCCUGAAAGACCUACAGCGAGAUGAACUGGUAUAUGUUUCAUGUGGAGAACACUGGAUCAAUCCUGACCUCUCUGUUGCUCAACAAAGGAAGCAAGUCUUCCUAAGGAGCCUCGCGUUUGACAUUUCCAAGAUUAAAACCUUUUGCCAGAUGCGCAAGUUGGAAGCUCUUGUUUUAGAAGUCCAAAGUGACCUUGUGUGCGGGGGCAAGCUUGCUGUGAAUAAACCUGUAGAGAAUUGUGAAGAGGAGAAGCAAGUGAAAGGCCCAGGAGGGAGGCAGAUAAAAAAUGCUGCUUUAAUAACAGGAGACGCUCCCAGAGAGACUCUAGAUUCUCAUGCAAGAGCCCAUCUCCGCAUGGAAGCCUGUCGCAGGACGCUCAAGUAUGCUUGGCAGGACCCUUCGUACAACCUUGUUGCUGAUGGCAGUCUUCCACAGAAAGCAGAGAAAGAGCUCUUUGAAAAUGUGCGGCCCCCAAAGAAACACGGCCAUGUCUCAAAGCAUAGCAGACCAUGGAAGCUCUGUCACCAGGAGUUUGAAUACAGAGAUGGGCAAAUCAUCAGCCUUGCUGCUCCUCAGCUGGUUCUGGGGGUACAAGUCUCCAAACCCCGUUCAGGCACAGAGGUCAUUUUGGUGGAAAAGAGAUCUGAUGAAAGUCGCCAACACUGGACACACAAGGCAGACAGCAGGACCUUUCACCUGGAGAGUAACCCAGACCUUGUACUGGCAGUGUCUAUGACCAAAGCUAAAAAUCAAGCCUGUGGCUAUCCAGUUAUCAUUCAGAAGUAUAAACCAUACAGCAGUGGGGCCGCCAAUCAAAAGUGGGAUUACGUGGAGAGUAAGAGAGCAUUGAUGGCCUUUCACAGCACCGCCCUGGAUAAGGAAAUCACAGCAGCUAAUCUUUCUGGCCUUUGCACGUCAUCUGUCACUAAGGAAAACAUUGAUCAACCUGGAUACUGUUACCUCUCACCCGACGGAAAGAGAAAUCUCAAGGUCUGCCUGGCUUGCGGGAGGUCCAUGAGGGCAAAAAAGGAGCUGAAAGAGCUGCUUCCAAGGGCUCCGUUCUCCUGUGUUUCGGGCUUGGAGCAGAAGCUCUUGCCACCAGGACCUUUCAAAGUCAUCAGGGUCGCCAAGGCUGAUUUAUCUUCUUCCAAAGCUGAAGACACACUAAGAUAUUAUGAAAAGCGUCUAUCAUCUUUGCGGAUGAAGACACGUGCAUGCUCUCCAUCUCACGGUGGCGCAGUAGCUUCGUACCAGAAGGUGGUGAAAAUAACUGCAUACAAAAAUGGGGAUGGAUAUCGGAAUGGGAAGUUAAUUGUGGCUGGAACAUUCCAUGGGCUUCUUGCAGAAUGCACAGAACGACUUCAACUCACCAGAGCAGCUUCCAAAAUCUACACCAGAGAUGGAACUACCAUCCUUACCUUGCAUGGCUUGGUUCUGUGGGCUGUAGGUGAAAAAUUUACCCGGACUGACCCUAAGGGGCAAAAGAAAAGCACAGAGUCUGUUGGGACAGAAGACACAGGUGUUCAAACUACAGAAGAAAGCUCAAGAAUGAAAGCAGAAAGCAGACUGGAUUGUGUAGAGGACAUAGAUCAGUCCCUGCUUGCUCAUGUCCUCAGAAACCCUGUUGCUGUUUGGGUGUCUUGUGGUGAGCCAUUUCUGCCUCUAAAUGCUUCAUGGAAAUCAGAAAAAUUAAAGAAACAAAACUGGCUGAAGAGGGACAAAAUUUUGGCUGAUUUGGACACCAUGAAACACAAGAUGCGACAGUUGAAAGGACGGCGAGUAGCAUCAUGUCAGCCAGCCACGAUGGUUCCCACACAAAGCCCUCUGCAGCCAGUAGUGGUUGAAGGAGGCUGGACUGAGCAGACUCAGGAGGAAAUGAAACUCAUGGAACUGAUAAGACAGACAGAGGCAUGCCUUUCUGAAGGCCAAGAACUGCAGUCCAGACACUCUCUAAUCAGAGCUCAACGUAAAGCAGAGGGGCAGCACAGCCUGUACCAGGCUCCCCAAGUGAAACGCGUGUGGGCUUACCAGAAUGGAGGCAGACGUGCCGACGGCACGUAUGUCCAGGCCCGUGCUCUGUCAGAGUUGCUGGACGAUUGCACUGUGCGUCUGAAAAUGUCCCACCCAGCCAAAACCCUUUAUACCUCAAAUGGGGAGCUCAUUGAGUCAUGGGACGACAUAGAGAGUGGUAUGGCUGUCUGCGUGUCUGCAGGACAUGGCUUUAUAACCUCAAAAGAAAAAAAGCGAAUGAUGGAAGUGAAAGCAAAUUAUGUCCGGAUCCUAAGGCAGCAGGGCCCAGAGGCCACAGACAUUAUGGUGUCACCUUCCAGGAAGCUACUGUCUCUCCUGCAGCUUCCCAGAUGACUUCAACCAGAACUUCAUAUCUCGUGCUGGAUUUUACUCAUAGAACUGCAUGUGCAUUCUCAUAGGCUCCUAUCAUAUCCUAUGCCAUGAUAAUUCUCUACCCUCUUAACUUGUACAAUUCUCUCUUAUACUCUGCAUUGGGGUUUGAACCUAGCAGUUGACCAUAUAGUGAGUACUGUGCCUGUGAGCUAUGCCUCCAGCUCCCUCAAACACUUUUAAAGAUUAUUAGCUUCCACAUUUUAUGUGAAGUAACAUUAAAUUCU